Messenger RNA from Symbiodinium sp. CCMP2592, 2405 nucleotides. Lineage: Eukaryota; Dinophyceae; Suessiales; Symbiodiniaceae. The record is from the annotation of a GenBank genome assembly.
GUCCCGGGACCAUUCCUUGGAGCUUCAGAGAUGUGGAUGAGUUGUCGACGAACAUGAUCAAUGGCUUACCAUCGAAAGCAUUAAGCAUCAUCAUGAAUGAGAACUUUUCUGGCACAAAGGACUUCGUCCGGCUCGAACAUCCAAUUGCACGCCCAAGCUACCGCGAGCUCAGGGCAAACUUUGUGCUGUUGAAACCGGUAGUCCAGAAGUUUCCGGCCAAGGCGCAACAAGAGUUGCACUUGAAUAAUGUCGUUUCGGUUCAUGAGAGCAAGCUCUUGGAUGGCACCUUGCAGCAGGUCCCUUCGGGACUGUUCCUCACGGACGUCAUGCUGCUGAUGCAUGAGAAGCUUGGCUCCCGUCUGUUGCGGGGUGAUGCCAAAACCGCAGCCGGCCAGGAGCCCGCCGAGAGCUCCAGUGAGAGUGAUAGUUCCGGCGAGGCUUGUCUUGCAUUGAUGCUCAUUGCGAAACCUGUGCGUGCUCCAAAAUACGCGGGAUCCGUCAUCAUUAAGGAUGAAGCUUCGAGCGACGAUGACAGCAGUGUUGCAACGGUCGACGAGGAUAUGAGUGCAGAUCCGGCUGGUGCUGGAGAUGGAGAGAACUCAGAUGAUGAUCUCGGUCUGGGCGAUGCAAGCUCUGCUGAGAGUGAAAGUGAGGACGCAGCCAGCGAGGAUGCAUCCGAUGAUGCUUCGGCGGACGAAUCCGCCCGAUCCCUCGGUGGAGUUGCAGAUUGCCCCGGAGAUGGUGACAACUCAAACGCCGACACAAGCGAGGAUGAUUCGGAGGACCAGUCCGGCCGAUCCAGCUGUGGAGAUGCAGAUUGCCGUGGAGAUGAUAGUGAUGUCGGAGAUGACGACGAGCACGGCAUCCCGGCUUGGACCAAGCGCGCAGACCGCCCCAUCCCGGGCAAGGACAGCCCUCCCCGGCGAGAUGCCCCGUCGGCGGGCAUGGUGUCCCCAAGAGAUCACUACGGUAAUCCUGUGGAUCCCAAGAAGUUUGUUGAUGCUGGCCCGACGAAGAACUUCGACAAUCGACUCCUGGCCCUGCGUGAAGACUACGAAUCCUCCGAGUCCGAUGAUGCGAUGAGUGAUCCGGAGCUUGACUUGACGGAUGUUGAAACCGUUCACCAAGCCCCAGCGAGCUGCUCGACAAGUUUGCCUCCCCACGACCCCGCCGUUUGCGAGGACAGCGAUGAGGACGACAGUGCGUCCCUGGCUACGACAGUGAAGCUGGGCGAUCACUUAGUGUCGGAGGAUGAAGCGGUGCAGUCGCCGUGCGACUUCUGCGAUGUCAUGCCCGAGAAUGAAGGAUGUUGCGUGGGCUGUGGUUGCGCUUUGGUCCCGAGGGAUAAGGCAGUGGAGGAGCAGGACAACAAGAAGAACAAGAAGAAGGACAAGAAGAAGGACAAGAAGAAGGACAAGAAGAAGGACAAGAAGGAGGACAAGAAGGACAAGCAGAAGGACAAGAAGAAGGACAAGAAGAAGGACAAGAAGAAGGACAGCCGGCCCGAGCAGUCCUUCAGGAAGACGGGCAAUGACAGCGAUGAUGAGCUGCCUGGCUUUCUUGUCGAGGCGGCCAAAACCAUGGAGGAGCAUGGGUCUUUGUGCAACGCCUUGCAGCAGUUGACCAUCGAUUCCCCGAAGAAAGCUUCAUACACACCCGCAUGGGACAGUGCCAAGCCGAGGAAGAGCAAGCAUGCGCAGCGCGAGGAUGGGGAGUCCACGGCUAAGAAGAAGACGUGUGUGUCGCACGAGCAUGGGGUCAUGGAGGCUGAGAAGAAGAAGACGUGUGUGUCGCGCGAGCAUGGGGUCAUGAAGGCUGAGAAGAAGAAGAAGACGUGUGUGUCGCGAGAGCAUGGGGGACCGAAGGAAGAUGAGGACCCGUUGUCCAAGCAGCUUCAUGAGGGUUUGGAGGAUCUCGAUCGUGUCAGCAAACCCAGCGGCAAGAACAAGCGUAAGGCAAAAAGUGCGAGCUCCAACAAGGCCAGUUUCAAGAGGCCCCGCGGUAAGGGCCGGUCUUCGACUGCUUCGACAGCUGCGCCAUCGAGCUCAGCGGAUGCUUUGGCAAGUGAGCCGAUCAGCGAGCCGGAGAUGGAUGCGAACCUGGCAAUUGUGCCAGCCUUGCCAGCAGAGCCGGUGGCCGAGACAGAGAAUGAUGACAAGUGGCACUCCUAUGAUUUGAAGGCCCUGGGUAUGCCCCAGGAGUGCAGACCUAAGGGUCCGGGUCGAGGAGUGCAUUCAUACACCCUGUCUUUGAGCGGAGCAACCUUUGAUGUGUUGAUGCGCAAGAAAGGGUUCUACAUCAAAAAACCCAUCGGGACCGGCAAGAAAGGCACCAUCAGCUGGGCGAUCAACGGGGGUAUUGAAAAAGCUUGGUUGAAGGCAAAGCAGCAGGCAGGCUUGCAGUAG